Messenger RNA from Malania oleifera, 1362 nucleotides. RefSeq names its product UDP-glucosyltransferase 29-like. Gene Ontology annotation, molecular function: UDP-glycosyltransferase activity. The coding region runs from base 1 to 1362 and encodes 453 amino acids. The transcript is spliced from 2 exons. Lineage: Eukaryota; Viridiplantae; Streptophyta; Magnoliopsida; Santalales; Ximeniaceae. The record is from RefSeq and is a predicted model, not a curated record.
AUGGCAGCCUCUUCAAACUCCAAGUGUCCUUAUUACUCCUCAUGCCCUGCCAUUGUUUUAAUGCUCCCAUGGCUGGCUCAUGGUCACAUAUCUCCUUUCCUAGAUCUAGCCAAGAAGCUCUCGACAAGAAGCUUCAUUGUUUUUCUCUGUUCUACACCUGCCAACCUUAGCUCUGUCAAAGACAAGCUUACUCCAGAAAACUCUAUAUUCAUACAACUAGUAGAGCUCCAUCUUCCAUCCUUACCUGAGCUUCCUUCUUCCUGGCACACAACCAAUGGCCUCCCUCAUCAUCUUAUGUCCCACCUUAAAAUGGCUUUUGACAUGUCAACUCCCAGCCUCACUACCAUCCUAAGGACCUUAAAACCAGAUUUGCUCAUCUAUGAUUUUCUUCAACCAUGGGCACCAGCAGCUGCUUCCAUAUAUAACAUUCCAAGUGUUCUAUUUCUUACCACAGCAGCAGCACCAAUUUCUUUUGUUAUUCACACAUUUGGUCAUACCUGUAUUGAAUACCCUUUCCCUGAGAUUUAUCUUCGAGAAUAUGAGAAAAGUAAGAUGGCCCGUGCCGCAAAUGGCCAGAAAGAUGCAGAUCGGUUCUUCAUGUGUGUGGAGAAAUCAACUAGCAUCAUUUUAAUAAAAACUUUCGGAGAGAUUGAGGGAAAGUACAUAGAAAGUCUAUCUUCUACAACUAAAAAGAAGAUAGUUCCCGUUGGGUCCCUUCUUCAUCAGAACCCAAACAAGGAAAAUGAUCAGCUGACAGAAAUCAGCAAAUGGCUCAACAAGAAGGAUCAAACUUCAACUGUGUUCGUCUCUUUUGGUAGUGAGUAUUUCUUGUCUAGUGAGGACAUGAAAGAGAUAGCUCAUGGGCUUGAGCUCAGCAAGGUCUGCUUCAUAUGGGUGGUCAGAUUUCCUACAGGGGACAGCAGGAAUGCUGAAGAGGCACUCCCACAAGGGUUCCUUGAGAGGGUUGGGGAAAGAGGGAUGGUUGUGAAUUGGGCUCCCCAGAGAGAAAUUAUUGGGCAUCCAAGCAUUGGUGGCAUUGUAAGUCACUGUGGAUGGGGUUCUGUGAUGGAGGCAAUCGAGACUGGUGUUCCAAUUGUGGCCAUGCCCAUGCAGCUUGAUCAGCCUUGGAAUGCUAGACUUGUGGAGGAGAUUGGUGUGGGUAUUGAAGUCAUAAGAGAGAGGAAUGGGCAGCUUAAUAGAGAAGAGUUGGCCAGGGUGAUCAGGAAGGUAGUGAUGGAGAAAACUGGGCAGGAUGUGAGGAGGAAAGCAAAAGAAAUGAGUGAACUGAUCAGAAAGAAAGAAGAAGAAGAGAUGGAUGGAGCAGUGAUGGAACUGUUGCAGCUUUGUGGGAAUAGUAAAUGA